GUGUGUGUGUGUGUGUGUGUGUGUGUGUGUGUGUAUGUGUGUGUGAACGCAACGCUAACCUUCCGCCUCCGCUAGCUUGACGGCUAUAACGAAGACCCCCUACAGCAGCGCAGACCGAAUCUUGGCGCUCCCACGCUGUGAAGCUUCAAAAUAGCGGCCUGCAAAAAAAACAAAAAAAAAACCAGUGGUUUUAGCGGAGUGGUGGAGGGGGAUGCUGCCUCGAAAGAGAAUUUAUCAGACAAGCAGACACUGUUGCCUCUAAUGCAUUCAAUUAGCCCGGUGCUGAAUGGGUCCCAUGUGACGCGCUCGUCUCUGGCAGGCCGCCGGCUGCAGCUGAAUUAGAUAAAUGAAUCCCAUCUUUCUGCCUCCUGCAGAAAACUUAUUUGUUUUGGUGCCGGUGAGAUUGGAACGCUCGCGUUCCCCCUUUGCAGAAUUGGUUAGGUGGGGAACUGAAACAUCGAAUUUAACUGGCCAAUUUAGUUGGUACGGCCCCCCCCCCCCCCAGACUGGUUAGUUCACUGGAUGGCAUAUCCCUGCUGAUUCUGUAGUCAUUGGAGGUUUUUUGGAAAACCUAAAACAUGAUGCCCCCCCCCCCACCUUUCUCUCCAAUUUAAAAUGUCUAAUGCCAUUUAUCACUCACUGCUGCAAUCUGCACUAUCAGUUUAAGAGAGAAGACCAGCAUGUGCUCUUCUCCAACGCAUGUUUUAAUCACACCACAGCUCACCAAUUGGGCUCACAUGGACAUGAGUCAGAGGAAGACACUUAAUGUGCAGCUCAACAGGAUGAUGUCCAACAAUGACAAUGGAGAACAAUUUGGAAAGAUACCCCCAGCGGUCAGGCCCCCAGCAGAUACCCCCAGCGGUCAGGCCCCCAACAGAUACCCCCAGCGGUCAGGCCCCCAGCAGAUACCCCCAGCGAGAGAGAGAGAGAGAGAGAGAGAGAGAGAGAGAGAGAGAGAGGAGAGAGACAGAGACGAGAAGAGAAGAGACAGA
Molecule: messenger RNA, 992 nt
Organism: Anguilla rostrata (American eel)
Lineage: Eukaryota; Metazoa; Chordata; Actinopteri; Anguilliformes; Anguillidae
Product: protein Red-like
Exons: 4
Source: RefSeq, a predicted model, not a curated record